AUGGUGCUCACAGAGCAUAGCUCCAACACAGCUGUCCCCAAGAAAGAACCGCAGGCCCGUCGGAAGAGGAAGUCUCGUCCCCAGGGCCUCCCCUCUCCAGCGCUAUGCUGUGCGUGUGGACUGUGCAUUAUGCUAGCGGGCAUUAACAUCACCCUUGUGGGUGCCUUUGCUUUUAGCACAUUGGUGCCGGCCUCUAACCCUCCCAUUGUCAUAGGGCCUAUACUACUCCUGGUUGCGUUCUCCUUCUUUGGUGCUUGCUGCGUGUGUAGCCGCCUGCCACCUGCCCAGAGCUCACGUCGAUCUAAGGGUGGCGGUGGCCGGCUGGGAUUUAUGGGUAGAGGGGUUGGUUCUGGGAGUGGGCUAGGGGGCGGGGCAGCGUUUGAAAUCGAGACGAGCGAGCACACCAUGCAGGACACCACGGCCGUCCAGCUGAGCCCCACCAACUCGCCCAGCUCCUCGCACGGGUCAAGCCCAGAGCAGGAGUCCCUGGCCACGGCCGCUAACGCCACAGUACCAGCCCCGGACUACGGACCAGUGCAGAGAACCUGCAAGCUCUUCACCAUGGAGGCCAAUGGGCCAAACUCCAUCCCAGCUGUGGCUUACACUGCCUCAACAGGGGGUGGAGAGGCAGUGAAACUAACCCUUCCUUCAGAUGGUGUAACCACCUAG
Molecule: messenger RNA, 669 nt
Organism: Chanos chanos (milkfish)
Lineage: Eukaryota; Metazoa; Chordata; Actinopteri; Gonorynchiformes; Chanidae
Gene: tmem275a
Product: transmembrane protein 275a
Exons: 1
Coding region: 1-669 (222 amino acids)
Source: RefSeq, a predicted model, not a curated record